GACGGCAUUCAAGAGUGUGUAUGUGUAUGUGUGCGUUUUUCAAAUAGCGUAAAAAAUCAAAGGAUAUUUGAUAGCCUCUUUUGACCGCUUGCAAGAAAAGGCACGAUGAAUUCUCUAUGCAUAAUCGGAAUUACUUGUUUAUCCGUAUGCCUCUCAGGGGUGUCUUCGGAAUGUAACUUGACAGAGGUGAACAAGUGCUUUCAAGGGUAUGGUAUGAUGGACACGAGUUCAACGCCAGAUCCGCAGACCGUGUGCAAAUCGGUUAGAGAGUUGACAAGCUGUAUUGAGCCGCACAAAAGUGCUUGCGCAGCAAAUCCAACGUUUCAGACAAUGAUGAGCGGUAUGGCCGAGAGUACUGGGUUUUGUGGGGGUGAUCCCAGCUGCAAUGUAAUGAAAUGCUUCACCGAUGCUGGAUAUACUAUGGACAGUAGUGGAAGUGGUUCACCUAAUAUGAGCUGUGAGGUUUAUUUGGCUGUGAAGCCCUGUUUAGACAGCCAAGGCAAAAUGUGUGAGGGAAACACACUUUACUCUAAGAUUCAAGGUUUCCUCCAGCCUGUGGAAAAAUUGUGCGGCUCUCCAGGUUGUAACAUUGAUGAGUGCAAUAUUGACUUUUCUUUUCCGAAUGGCUUUCCAAGUAAAUCAAAAUACAACAUGGGAUGCACUGCUAUGAAGGCUGCAAUUCCGUGUUUGGAAACUAAAUCAAAAUGUCCAAAUCUUAAAGCAUUGGCAAGUUUGACAAAAGGAUACAGAAGCUUUUGUGAGGACACCAAUCUGAAGAAAGGAUUAGAAACCCACAUGAUGUGUCUCAAGAAUGCAACUGUUAAUGCCAAGUGUAACAAGUAUUUAUCUCCAUCUAUGAGUGAUUCCAACAUGGACAAGGAAACAGAGAAGGAAGAGUGUCAGAGAAUAGAAGAUUAUGCUAUGUGUGCUAAGAAGGCGGUAUCUGUAUGUGAUAACGAAGAAGCGAUGAACUUUGCUGCAGAAACUGCUAGAAAGGUUUUAUUCCUAAAAUCAAGUCGUGAAGGUGGAAUCGUAUGUGCUACUGGUGGUGGAAUCUCAGCUGCCCCAGUCCUCUGGGUUCUAUUCCCAGCUGCCAUGGUGGCUUUAGCGGCCAUUUUCCCAUAAAUCAACAAAAUACCUACCACUUGUAUCGUGGACAUCAGUCAUUCCAGGUGUGAAUUAUUGGUAACAACAGAAUGAAGGUCAAGGUCAAAAUUAUCUAGUAUUCUGCGCCUCCAAUCGCUAUGUGAUUUUAUCCGGAAAUACUUGUAUUAUGAAGCAUUUGGGAAGAUAGAAGUACAUUGUAUGUUUAAGAAUUUGUUCAAGUCAAUUGGAGACGAUGUAUUUCGUUAAUUUUGUUUAAAAAGUUUAUGGUGAUAAAUGGGUUUACAGUUCGUAACAAUGAAUUUGAUUUGAAACAUAAUUUGAUACGAUGACUUGAGAAUGUUUUUUUGCAAUAAAGAUGUCCUUUUAAAUAAAAGGUGUUGAUAUAAGAUUUAAAGAUUGAAGUCAUGGAUAAAAAAUUGGUUCAUUAUAAAGACAUUAGGAUCAGUAGGAUUAGUAUCUGAAUAAAACAUGUAAUGUUUGUGUUUGUGUCAUAUGCAUUGUCAGUGCUUUUAUAGUAACGUACAUUUUAAUCGAAAGGUCUGUGCAUGUAAGGAAGUUUGAAAUUUUCAAUAGCCAAUCUGUUAAAACAACUUUUCAUGAUUUAGAAGAAUCAUUUUAGAACGAAUAGAAUAUCUUCAUGGCCAUUAUUUCUAUUUGUGUAUUUAGAUGAUUUGCAUUUUAUCAAAUUCCACUUCAAAAAUAUAUAUUUUAAAAAAUUAUUUGAUAUUGACAUUUUGACAUUGUCAUCUUUUCAAUCCGAACAUGGCCAAGAUCUUUAGUUUUGUGAGAUAAAGUGCACUUGUUUUGAGCAGCUGUGUGCCAUAAUACUGAAUACAGCACGAAUUUGAUAAUUGUUAGGUAGAAGAGACUUCGCUAAAUGCUUAAAUUUGAUUCAGGUAAAUGUUGUGUUUUACUUACCAACUGGUCUACAGAUGUACUCAUCAUUGUAUUUAGCAGUGUAUACUGCUGUAUUUAAGCUAUAUGUAUGUAUUCAUCAGCUACUCAACAGUGUAUGUUGAUAUAUGUUGAUAUAUAUGAGCUGUAUGUGCUUAUAUUUUAUAUUAAGAUUGAAAACUACUUGUCUUCCGUCUAGGAAAUAAAAAUAUGAAGAUUAAAGGUAGCAGGUAUGUUUAUAUAGAUGUCUAAUCAUGUGGAUGAAGGGAUGAAAACUAGAUACUGUUAGUUUGUUUUUAAUUUUAUGAACAAAAUUAGUGCUACAGGUAAAAAAAUAUAGUUCGAAAAAAUUUAAAUAUGCAAACUUUUAUAUUUUAGUUUUUUAUUGUAUAAACUAUAAAAAACGUUGUAAAAGCUUAGUAGUAAUUAGUCUUGUUUUAAGCGUGUUUUUGGUCAGUUUUAUCCUCUUUUUUUUGAUGUAUUUUAUAGAAUAAAAUGUGAUGUUGUAAAAUAAAACGUUAUCUUCACGUG
Molecule: messenger RNA, 2532 nt
Organism: Saccostrea echinata
Lineage: Eukaryota; Metazoa; Mollusca; Bivalvia; Ostreida; Ostreidae
Exons: 10
Coding region: 106-1125 (339 amino acids)
Source: RefSeq, a predicted model, not a curated record